Molecule: messenger RNA, 552 nt
Organism: Neltuma alba
Lineage: Eukaryota; Viridiplantae; Streptophyta; Magnoliopsida; Fabales; Fabaceae
Product: protein NTM1-like 9
Exons: 2
Coding region: 79-552 (157 amino acids)
Biological process (GO): regulation of DNA-templated transcription
Molecular function (GO): DNA binding
Source: RefSeq, a predicted model, not a curated record
CUAGUGGUACUCUCUCUCUCUCUCUGCACUUCGUCUUCAUCAAAGUCUCAGCUCGUCAUUUCAUAAGCUUAUCAGAUUAUGGUUGAGAGCCAACCAUGGUGGACCAAUCUGAUACUGAUGCCUAAGGGUUUCAGAUUCCGUCCGAGAGAUGAAGAACUCGUUGGUCAUUACCUCUACCACAAACUGAUGGCUGAUGAUCCUUCCAUCCACAACAUCAUCCCUGAGAUUGAGAUUUGCAAGUACGAACCAUGGGACUUACCAGCAUUAUCGCUGAUCAAGUCGGCGGACUCGGAAUGGUUUUUCAUCAGUCCUCGCGAUUACAAGUACUCAAACCGUACUCUGUGUAAUAGGACAACAUCACGUGGUUACUGGAAACCCACCGGUCAAGAGAGGAAAAUCAAGGAUCGAGUCACCAACAAUGUCAUUGGGACCAAAAGGACACUAGUUUUCUACCGAGGACGUGCUCCCGGCAUUAAAGAUAAUUGGGUUAUUCGUGAAUGUCAUGAUGCCCUCUUCCCUCCCAAUCAGGUAAGCUUCGAGCUAGGGGUUUAG